Messenger RNA from Solenopsis invicta (red fire ant), 1357 nucleotides. RefSeq lists its product as uncharacterized. The transcript is spliced from 2 exons. The coding region runs from base 26 to 1357 and encodes 443 amino acids. The record is from RefSeq and is a predicted model, not a curated record. Lineage: Eukaryota; Metazoa; Arthropoda; Insecta; Hymenoptera; Formicidae.
CCACAACAGACGACAGCGAAUAAACAUGUCCCUUCUGUUGAUUCUGGCAACUCUACCCUUCGUCUCAUGCCUCAUCGGCUACGACUGCGGAGGAGAGGGUUUCAACGUAACCACGAUAUCGCUCCUUGACGUAGGAGAGUGUGACACCAACGACAUUGAACCGGAACAAGAAGAAACCUACAUCCAGCUGAUGCAAUUAUCGGACUUCGACCGAACCCCAGCUAUACAAUGCAGAGUGGAAGUGGACCGGACAAUUACCUACUGUGGAAUGCAUUCACACGCUUCAAUAGUACACAACGGUAGACGGGAAUACCUGCAAGAAAUCGGAGAGAACGCAUGCAGAAGACUACACGAAUCCGGCUCAUUUCGCAUGGGCGACGCCAUGGUCGACGGAAUAGUAAAGAACGCAACCAAUCUGAGAACCGUAACUCUAGCCGGAUCGGCUACUACGGAAGCGUCAUGUGAAGGCGCCCAGUACACAGACGGAUACGGAACCUGGAAAAAUGUCGUGGUCCAAGCACUAUUAAGGAUCACCCUAAAAACCUUCGAAGUACAAGUCAAACGAUCCACCGGGCAAGCCAUAAUGCCAUCAGGGGCACAAUGUAAAUUGUCACAUGGCUAUUGCAUAGACGUCGAAGGUGCAGAAACGUAUUGGUCACCACUACCAGUUGACCAUUGUCACUUCGACCAGUAUGACAUAAUAUACGAGGGCCUUGCCACGAAGCUAAAACCAAAAGUCAACCAAUCUACACCAACUAUAUAUACCGUAACGACUCAGGAGACCACAUUCGCACUCACCAAAACAUCAGAAUUCGACGUUUGUGGAUACAAACUUACGCAAACGGAACAUCCAAAGCUAUGUAUUCUAGAAACCACAAAAGGACGGACCUUUCGGACAAGAGGAAAAAUUGCCGUUGACAAUCUGGAUAUUUUCCUCUACGUGAACUCGAAGUUUGUCUACGUAGAAAAACAUAUCAAGACACAACUCACUCAGCUAUACAGGGACAUUAUGGAACAAAAGUGCGCACUGGAAAGACAAAUACUGCAAAAUGCACUAACUCUGGCUAGUGUAGCACCAGAUGAAAUGGCAUUCCGGAUAAUGAGAGAGCCCGGAUACACCGCAGUGACCAACGGUGAAGUUAUACAUAUAGUGAGAUGCGUCCCUGUGGAAUGCAAGAUUCGUCAGACUGACCAUUGUUAUAACGAACUACCCGUCUCACACCGUAACGCCUCGCUUUUUCUACUUCCACGUUCGAGAAUACUUGCCAAGACCGGAACUAUAAAAGACUGCAGCGAUCUACUACCAGCCAUCACCGCCAAUCAUCCAGCCGCUAACACACCCCAAGUGGCACUAUAG